AUGGACGUAGGUACGGAAGCAGCGUUUCAUGCGUGGGUUGCACGCACGAUUCCCACGCUCGAAUUGAAGGAGACGGAAGAGACUUGGGGAAAAAUUGAUGCUGCUCUAGCACAGUUCCAAGCCGAGACCAAGAACGGCGCCACGCGGCUUCCGAUCUACAUCGCGACGGUGCGCAAACUUGCACCGUGCAUUACCAAUUCUCUUUUGUCAGAGCGCACAAAGCUUUCUGGCACUGCCUUCGAUGUGUUGAAUUCCAUGGCGCCGCGCCUUGGCGAGCGCUUUGCCGCGCUGCUGCCCCUCUUUAUACCGCCGCUCUUGCAGAACUGCUCGAGAACAAACAAGGUUUCCAUGAAACGCGCAGAGAAGACACUGCAUCUUAUAUGCCGGCACUGUAAACCUGCCACUAUUAUCCCAUACCUGCGACACGCACUGCAGGAGAAAGCGCCCGGCUUGCGCACGAUUGCAGCAGGAUGUUUGGUCGUGCUGAUCGAAGCGAUGGAUACCGAACGCGUUGGAAAGCGCGUUGUGGACGUGGAGCAUUGUAUCCGCGCAUAUGCAACGGACGCAAGCGCCCAAGUACGGGCGCAAAUAAGGACCUUGUACGGACUGUUUAUGGCCAGAUGGCCGGAUCAUGUUCCUGCUUUUUCUGAAUCACUUGCACUAACAUCGCGGCGGUACCUUGCAGGUGUAGAAAGCGCGCCGUACGUCGAGCCCGCAAAGCCGGCAAAGCCGACUGCUACGCGCACCGUGCUUAGCACAGAGAUACGUCCCCGUGUCGCUGCGCCGGAGCUGGCCCGGUCCGCAUCGGAGAUGCAUCCCAAGCCAUUGCCUGGGCAAGUGCCGCGUGCGGUGACACAGCCAGUGCCUCAGAUCCUGCGGAGCCCAGCGGCGCCGCUUGAAGAAGAAUGUGUACCGCAGCCCGUAUCCAACCUCGUGCCGCCGCCGCGUGGUGCAGCACCAAGUGAAGGCGUGGCGUACCGUCUGGCGCUUGCACAGGAACAAGCCAAACUGCGUAUUGCGCAGCGUCAGGUAUCCGGCGACGCUACGCCGCGCAUGACAGCAUCGCGUGCGCUUUUCCCUACGGCCCCCAUUGGUAGCGCACGCCGCGUCGCUGUACCGCGCACGGAGGCUGCGCCGAAACCAAGCGCGUCCUUUUCCCGCAGCACAGGAAAGAGCGCGGUGCUGUAUCACGGCGCACAACACCCUGUAUCGCAAGCUGCACGCAAAGCAUUGCGCUCUUCGCCCCACACGCCGCAGCGAGCGACGCCAGCCGACGAAAAUCAAGACAUUACGCCACCAAGUGCCAAGAAGCCUACAAAGAGCCCUACAGCCAGGCCCGCGCAGUUUACGCCGCAGCGCAAGCCGUUUGCCGUGCUCAACGUCUACCAGCCGAGCCCGCGUGUAAUUCCGCCACAAAACACCGGGACACCUGACCCUGUAAACAGGAAUAUUUUUCUAUAG
Malassezia vespertilionis is the source of this 1461-nucleotide messenger RNA. RefSeq lists its product as uncharacterized. Gene Ontology annotation, cellular component: spindle microtubule; mitotic spindle; mitotic spindle midzone. Gene Ontology annotation, molecular function: microtubule binding. NCBI's taxonomy places the organism in Eukaryota, Fungi, Basidiomycota, Malasseziomycetes, Malasseziales, Malasseziaceae. Bases 1 to 1461 code for a protein of 486 amino acids. The record is from RefSeq and is a predicted model, not a curated record. Gene Ontology annotation, biological process: mitotic spindle assembly. The transcript is spliced from 3 exons.